AUCAGCCACUUCAGCUGAUAGGGAGAAACAAGCUGACCUGAAACCUUGCGGGGAAGGAGUCAGAGGAGGAGAAGAAGAAUUACUGGUAACGUGUUAGGAGGGGGAGCGAGGACUCCUUUGUUCAUCAAGAGGGCAAGAUGGCCCUAGUGGAGGAGAAGGAGGAAGAUUCACUGAGGCAAAGGAAGAACCAUCACCCAAAGGAAGCAGCUUGCAAUGGAAAAGCAGGUGGUCUGUCAGAUGGCAAUGGCAUCAAUAUUCUUACUGAAUGGAAGAAACACAUGGAGGGGGUAAAGGCUGAACUGGUAGAAGAAAUGAGCUGCCACCUAAAGGAUCUCCUUGAUAAAGCUGUGGCAGAGACCAUGCAUUCAUACAAAAGUAAACAAGCUUCCACACUGUCCUCAAAAAAAGAUCAUGUUAAUAAUAAAAGGCACCAAGGAUCUAUUUCUGAAAAGCAGAAAGUAUUUAUGCAUCGUGCUUCUCUGUUGGAUGAUCUGAUGGAGGUGGAGCAUUUCCGCACUAUUUAUCACAUGUUUGUGGCUGUACUUUGUGUUUUCGUUAUAAGUACUACAGCUGUGGACAUCAUUGACCAGGGCAGACUGUUUCUGGAUCUCGACCUUUUGUUCUACACCUUUGGCCAGCUUAGCACUGUUGUGUGGACAUGGCUCUGUCUAUUUAUGUAUACACUUCUGGUUCCUUACAGAGCCUUACAUGUUUUGGGAUCUUUAUACCCAGAAUCAAGCCAUCCGUUGCUGCUCUCUGCUUUUAUAGGAGGGCUGCUGCUUGUCUGCCAAAUAUUUGUUCUUGGUGUACUGCCAAUAUAUGUUGUGACACAGUACAAGCUGCCUCCUGCAUCCAGCCUUAUCGUUAUCCUUGAGCAGGUUCGUUUCCUGAUGAAGAGCUACUCCUUUUUGCGAGAAUGUGUUCCACUGCUCCUGAGAAAUGAGAGAAAAGCGGUCCAACUACCAAAGUUUUCCAGUUAUCUUUAUUUCCUCUUCUGCCCAACUCUGAUCUAUAGAGAAAGCUAUCCCAGAACUCCAUGUAUCAGAUGGAAUUUUGUGGCAAAGAAUUUUGCUCAGUUCCUUGGAUGCCUGUUUUUUUUGAACUAUGUUUUCUUCACCCUGUGCAUUCCGGUCUUCACCAAUAUGAGCAAACAACCAUUCAGCACUAAAAUGCUGGUGCUGUCUAUCUUCCAUGCUACUCUUCCAGGUACAUUUGUGCUUUUGCUGUCGUUUUUUGCCUUGCUGCAUUGCUGGCUGAAUGCCUUUGCAGAGAUGCUUCGUUUUGCUGAUCGCAUGUUCUACGAGGACUGGUGGAAUUCAACGUCAUUUUCAAAUUACUAUCGUACAUGGAAUGUUGUUGUACAUGACUGGCUGUAUUAUUAUGUAUAUCGAGACUUGCUUUCGUUGUGUAACCAGCGGUACCGUGCUGGGAUCAUGCUGACUGUGUUCCUCCUCUCUGCCUCCGUUCACGAAUAUGUCAUAACAGUGUCUUUUCGCUACUUCUAUCCUGUAAUGUUCUGCUUAUUUGCCAUAUUUGGAGUCCUCUUUAAUUUCAUGAUUAAUGAUAAACGUAAAAGCCCCAUCUGGAACGUGAUGGUUUGGACUUUCCUGUUCAUUGGUCAGGGCAUCCAGCUGUGCCUGUACUGCCAGGAGUGGUAUGCUCAGAUUCACUGCCCUCUCACUGAGAAAACCUUUUGGGGAUUGGUGACUCCUCGAUCCUGGUCCUGUCACUUAUAGCCAAAGAACCUUGUAUCAGCCUAACACCUACAACGUCUAACAGGACUCUUCUUUGUAAUUAAUAUUUCACAAGAGCCUAAGAAGAUCAAGUUUACUAUAGGAGCAACCACAAGAUGUAGCAACAUUUUCAGUUUGUUGGAGACAAGAUGGAGCUCCUUAGCUGGAUGGAUUCUGAAUAAAUAAACCAACAAAGUAUUUACUUAAAUUUCCCUGGUAUGGGCCUUGCCUUACCAAACAUGGGGACCAUAGUGCUGAUUAGGUGCUACACUGCAAUAACAUUUCCUAUAAUUUUUUGUUACGUUAAAUUCACAAGAAAUUAGGAGAUGCUAAAUUAUAUCACUGGUCAAGGAAUAAGGGAAUAGAUACCAUAUUUAUAUGUAUUCCCCCUAUAAAUAGCCAAAGCAGGCCAAAACCUGCAACUGAAUAAACCGAGUUGUUAUUAUUAUUUAAGAUGACAGUGAUCAUCAUAAUAGUGUUGAUAGUGGCAGUGGUGAUAGCACUCUUCCUAAAAGCCAUGAUGAUAAAAACUCUAAGCAGGGUAAAUCACCAGAUAGAGAAAAAAAGGUGCAAAGGCAUUUGGAAUAAUUGGGAGGAACUGGUUGGAAAAAAAAUAAUCAACCUAUGCCCACUAAUACUGCUGAAAAGGAAAUAAAUGCUUUCUAUCUAGAUCAAAAUAUUGAUCCUGUUGAAUGGUGGAAGAGACAUAGAAUUAUCUUCCCAAAUUUAGAAAAACUGCUGAGAUCUAUCUCUGCUCUCCACCUACAUCAGUUCAAAGUGAACAGCUUUUUAGUACAGCUGGGGAUGUUUGUUCUCAGUCACUCUAGUCUGUCUGAACGGCUUAUUUUUCUGAAAGCAAAUGUCAAGUUUAUGACAUAGACUACUACUAUGUGACUGCAAAUGUGUCUGCUGCAUGUUGUCUGUCUAUUUCUGAUGAGUGCCACUAACUUUAAGUUAGUUAUCAUUAGUUCAAGUUGCCAACUUGCCACUACUAGGAGGAAUUCCACACAUUCAAGCUAUGCAAAAAUGCAGUGCAAUUAACCCUUUUGACAGUUUUACUGCUUUUAUUGUAUAAAUGAUGAUGUUGAUGUGCACGUAAUGGCAAAGCUUUUAUUGUACUAAGUGACUACUACUAGUAUAGUAUUACUAGUAUUUCAUUAUGUUUGAUGCCUUUAUUAGAACAGUCCUCAACAGUCUAGUCCUGAGUAUGGCAUGGCAGUAUGACAGUAUGGCAUGUACAGUGUAUGAAUUCUGGACUUUUUCAACAUGUCAAUUCAAUAUGUCUUCUACAACUCCUCAAUCAAUAAAAAGCAGAAGUAACACAUCAAA
Molecule: messenger RNA, 3062 nt
Organism: Xenopus tropicalis (tropical clawed frog)
Lineage: Eukaryota; Metazoa; Chordata; Amphibia; Anura; Pipidae
Product: sterol O-acyltransferase 2
Exons: 15
Coding region: 138-1736 (532 amino acids)
Cellular component (GO): endoplasmic reticulum membrane
Molecular function (GO): acyltransferase activity, transferring groups other than amino-acyl groups
Source: RefSeq, a predicted model, not a curated record